GGACGGCUUGGAAAGCCUUACCACGCUGUUGACGAAACACAGCUGGAUAUCCUUGGCCAUAGGGUUGAGAAGAAGUCCUGUUCGGUUUUAGAGAGGGUGACGGAGCAAUGUUGGUGUUCUGGUCCCAGGGUGAAGGGCUAUCUUCUGGCAUGUGUUCCUGUCCUCUCCUGGCUGCCGCGAUACUCCAUCAGAGACAACGCCAUUGGAGACCUGGUCUCUGGGAUCAGUGUGGGCAUCAUGCACCUUCCACAAGGUAUGGCCAAUGCCAUGCUGGUAGGAGUUCCACCAGUCUUCGGUCUCUACACCUCCCUCUAUCCUCUGCUCAUCUAUUUCAUCUUUGGCUCCUCCAGACACCUCUCCAUUGGUACUUUCGCUGUCCUGGCCAUCAUGAUUGGGUCUGUGACAACCAACAUGGAGUUGCUUAGCAAUAAUAGUUCGGAGAUCAAGGGUGAUAUGGACGCAGCUAAAGUGGAUAUUGCUGUUCAAGUCAGCUUCCUCUGUGGUCUCAUACAGCUGCUGUUGUAUGCAGUGCGUGGAGGUGGUGUGUGUCGAUGGUUGUCUGAUCCUUUGGUCCAGGGCUACACUACAGCAGCAUGUCUGCAUGUCAUAGCCCUCCAGUUUCCCCUGCUGACAGGGAUACCUGCACAAAGACACAGUGGAUUACUGCCCUCAAUGAAGACUCUAAAGGAUGUUCUGUCUGGGGCGACAGGGGCUAUACCAGGAACUCUGUUGGUGUCUGUUGUUUCCAUGGCGAUACUCAUCGGAGGAAAAAUGCUCAACCAGCGCUUUAAGAACAAGCUUCCUAUUGCCAUACCCUGGGAACUUAUAUUGAUCGUCUUGGGCACCAUUCUGUCAGUGCAGAUUGACCUGGCAGGCCAGCAUAGAGUCCAGGUGGUGGGACACAUUCCCAGUGGCCUGUCCCCCCCUGUCCUUCCCUCUCUCUCCCAGGCCCGGGAGCUGUUCAUGCCCGCUCUGUCUGUGGCUCUGGUAGGCUUCAGUUUCCUUUCCACCAUGGGCAAGGUGUUUGCCCACAAACAUUAUUACUGCGUAGACCCCAGUCAGGAUCUAUUGGCGCUGGGCCUGUGUAACACGGUAGGAGGGGUGUUCCAGUGCUUUGCAGUCAGCUGUUCUUUUUCCCGCAGUAUGGUUCAGGACAGUAUCGGGGUGAAGACCCAGAUGGCGGGUUUAGUGUCAGCUCUUGUGAUUCUAACCAUCCUCUUGAAGAUUGGUCAUCUUUUUGAGCAGCUGCCAAAGGCAAUGCUGGCCGUGAUCAUUGUUGUCAAUCUGCAGGGAAUGAUGGUUCAAGUUAAAGAAGUGUGUGUUCUCUGGAAGUCUGAUAGGCUGGACCUGGUGGUGUGGGUAGCAUCGCUGGUGUUCACCCUGCUCUUCAACCUGGACCUGGGCCUGGCAUUAUCCGUGGCCUUCUCUCUGCUCAUUCUCGUCUACAGAACACAACGUGCCUCCACUGCUGUUUUGGGUCAUAUUCCUGGUACAGACUGUUACAAAGACCUUCGACUCUACACAGAGGCAAAACAGAUUCCUGGUGUGACUGUCGUCUCCUGUUCCUGCUCCAUUGACUUCGCCACCUCUGAACUGAUCUUCAUGGAGAUCAGAGAGACAGUGAAUCGUGAUCAGAAGGAGAAUGCUGCUUUUAUCCAGCCGUCUUACUCCUCCUCUGUUUCCUCCUCCUCUGCCCAGACAGCAGCACACAGACACUGUCUGGUUGUAGAGCUCAGCUCUGUCAACUUCAUGGAUUCGAUGUCCAUGGCAGCACUAUGCAAGCUUGUAGAAGAACUGGAAGUCCAGGGUGUCGGUGUGUUCCUGGCAGCAUGUCCAGAAAGAGUGUCAUCCCAGCUCCAGGCUCAGGGUUGUAUCCCAGACACCCUGCCCAGGUCGGGUCUUUUUCCCACGGUUCACCAUGCUGUCCAGCACUGCCUCAGCACCAUACCUUGUGCUAUGGAGGAGAGUGACCCAGGCAUGAGUGAAUGCUGACCCGACAACCUGCCCGCUGCCUUUGGAUGUUAACUCAUCAAUCACUGGUGAGACCAGGGACCACCGGGACCACUGGGAGCUUGUUCAGAUGUCAGAUCAUCAGAGCUUAAUGUUAACCUUUGUCAAGGAGGUUACUUUUUGGCCCCAUUUUUGUGUCUCUGUCAGUAAGUUAUCUGAGAAAGAUAUCUCACUGACAAUGAUUUGUCAGGACAAUAACAAAGAAACAAAAAAAAGACAGAUGGAUUCUUACUGAAUUCUGUGAGAAGGUGGGCAGAGGAACAACUGAUUAAUCUUGGUGGUAUUUCAAAGCAUUGAACUUUUUUUUGCAAGAGAUUUCCCUGCUGAAGAAAUUACAGAAUAUGUGGAAUCUGUUUGAUUGGAGAGCACUGAUGAUAACACAAUGUAAUUUACAAAACCAUUUUAACCCACUAUAAUCACCUUGACAAUCUAUUAGUAAUACUAUCCAUCCAUCCAUUAUCUGAAUCGCUUAUCCUGCUCUCAGGGUCGCGGGGAUGCUGGAGCCUAUUCCAACAGUCGUUAGGCGGCAGGCGGGGAGACACCCUGGACAGGCCGCCAGGUGCCCCCCCCCACACACACACACAUUCAUACCUAGGGACAAUUUAGUAUGACCAAGUCACCUGACUUACGUGUCUUUGGACUGUGGGAGGAAACUGGAGCCCCGGGAGGAAACCCACGCAGACACGGGGAGAACAUGCAAACUCCACACAGAGGAUGACCCGGGAUGACCCACCAAGCUUGGACUACCCCGGGGCUUGAACCCAGGAACUUUUUGCUGUGAGGUGACCGUGCUAACCACUGCGCCACUGUGCUGCCCUUAGUAAUACUAAUGAUUAAUAAUGCAAAUUUAUUAUUGAGACCAGUUUAUACCACUGUAAUAACUUUGGCAACACUUUCACCUCACUCACACAUUUUCUCUCAUAAAUGUGUGAGUUAAAACUUCUAUUGUGUUUCUCUAGGAAAUGUCUUGGGGUUGGAUACAAUUAGGGGGAACUGUUUAGCCUUGGCAGGUUUUGGCUUUCUGUGUGCUCAUGUGUAAAGGGAGAGAGAUGGAUAGAUAGACAGAGAGUUGGACAGAUAGACAGAGAGAGAGAGAGAAACAGAGGCUUAAAUCUCACCACAGUUCAAUAUCCUCCAUCUCCCCCAUAGUCUCUCUUUCUCCUGCUCUCGCUCUCUCUGUCUCUGUCUCUCUCUGUCUGUCUGUCUGUCUGUCUCUCUCUCUCUCUUUCUCGCUCUCAUUAAGAACUCCUGCUGCUUUAGUUAGGAAAAAAAAACUUUGGAGGAAAGGGAACUGAGGGAUGCAGUUCCCCAAUUCCUCAAAGAAAUCUCUUGGAAAACACAUAAACGUGCUAAAAAUGAACUGGCAGCCACAAAAGGUGAAAUGUUCUAAAUAUUCUGUCUCCAAUCCUACUGCCCACAUUUUGCUAGAGAAUGAUCAGAGAGUCAUCAUGAUGAGUUCUCAACACUUCCCCUGCACCACUGUUUCAUCUCAAAUGGGAGCUGAACAUAUGUAUGUAUGUACGUAUGUAUGUUCGUACAUAUAGCUAUUGGGAGAGAGAGAGAUGUUUAGCCUCUAUUACUCUAGCUAUACUAUUUAUAACCAUAUAUAAUGUGUGAAUAUACAUAUAUAAAUAUCAGUCAAGACAGUGGAUGGCAUGUGUAAGUCCUUAGCCAUGUAUUUUCUUUCACUAAAGCUAUGCAGUAAUGUAGAACUGGACAUGCACACUCAAAAGGACACAGCAAUACAAAUUACUUCAUUAGUUGGCUUAACAAAACAGGGCAACGCCUUACAGUCUUAGUCAAGGCAAAGCAAAACAAUGUUGGAGGCUGUUUAAAUGGAAGUUUGCAGAAUUCUGUGCCCACGUCAUUACUCCAGUCUGUCCCAUGUGUGUGCUGUGCUGAAAGGAUCAGGGGAAUUGUUUCUGUUUUGGAUUAGGUGACAAUGGGGCUGUUGUCUUGGACAAGUGACAGUGACUGUCUAGGUGUGGUUGACAUUACUUUGUCAAAUGUGAGACUGAACCUUCUGAUUUUCAGAAUUUAAAUUCUUUUCACUUCAGAAAUUGAAUACCUGUGGGGCAACCAAAGUUUGACUGGUACAAUCGAAUUCAAGCACAAUAAACCAGCUCAAACUUGGUCUUUAAGUUGGGUGGUCCUGACAGUCAGUGGUGUUACAGGCCUGUAAAAGAUAUUCCACUGACGCACAGUAUAAAUGACAAGAUUAAAUUUAUUUGAAAGUUAAAAAUACAAUAAGUAGCUCAUACAGGAGAAGGUAAAAGAGGGAGCAAAGGAACUGAACAGUCUUAACAAAGUUUCCGCAGAUGAAUUAUUUCUGAGCCUUUUGAAAAAUUUGCAUAUUUGAUGACCUUGUCCUAUACUGUAAGUGCGCUGCCCUUUUAAGAUAGUUGGCAGAGUUUUGACUGUGUGGCGCUGUUUGUCUUAUGUAGAGUUGCUGUAUGAUUUGUACUUGAAGAGCUUUGCAAGCACAGCUGUUGAUCUUUCUCCUCUGUUCAUUUUUCUCCGCCUGAAUCCUAGAUAGCAUAUGUCUGUAAGUAAUCACUGUUAUUUGAUUUGAGUGCUUACAUUUUUGUGGCAGUCACCUAUGAUAGUUAUUUGUAGCAGUUUUUAGUUCAUGUAAAAAAGUUGGCUAUGCUAAUCGUGCUUGCUUGUCUAUGUGAUUUCCAAUGUUAAGUUAACAGUCAUGCUAAUCGCUGUUAACUGUCAUAGCUAAUUAAUGAUGACUUAGUGUUUGUUGGUGUGAGAGCAAGAGGGAAACGCAUAAUUGUGAAUUUGCCUUUUUAUUCUGUAUUUCAGUUUCACAGUGCUUCUGACAGUAAACAUCCUAAACUUAUCUGCUGUCUCCAGGAUGUUUAUUAAGGAACCUGUUAAGCUAUCUGCCAAGCUAUCAAUCAACUGUUGCCACAGGCUUUCAGAGAACAUGUUCUAUUACGGUCCUACUUUCAGGAUAGUGCAAUGCUCUUCCAAUUCAUUUUAUUGUGACGAAUAAACUUUGUCACAUUGUUUACUACACGGCUGUAAUGUAACAAUCAUACACAGUUACAAUGCAACAACCAUCCUGUUGUGUCCUUUGUAACAGAAAAAUGCAGAAGUUCUUUUUUUCUACAUAUUUUUUCUACAGUAUAAGAGGUGUUGUUGGACUUGCAUUGCUUCCCAUAAUAGUUAACCAUUACUUUGAUCUGGUCACCUCAGGGUUAUGGGCCCAGCACUCCUCUGCUGGUACAGUUGACCAUCAAAUCAUUUCACUUGUCACUCAAACCCACAAUCCAUGGCUUAGUAAGGCAGCGCCUUAUCCAUUAGGCCACUUCAGAGGAACAGCUGGUGUGGU
Lampris incognitus (smalleye Pacific opah) is the source of this 5353-nucleotide messenger RNA. It is a transcript of the gene slc26a6.1, whose product is annotated as solute carrier family 26 member 6. NCBI's taxonomy places the organism in Eukaryota, Metazoa, Chordata, Actinopteri, Lampriformes, Lampridae. The record is from RefSeq and is a predicted model, not a curated record. The transcript has 19 exons. Gene Ontology annotation, cellular component: membrane. Bases 238 to 1992 code for a protein of 584 amino acids. Gene Ontology annotation, biological process: transmembrane transport. Gene Ontology annotation, molecular function: secondary active sulfate transmembrane transporter activity; bicarbonate transmembrane transporter activity; chloride transmembrane transporter activity.